UCCCGUAGUGGCUCAGCGGGGCGCAGGGGGGCGCGCGGCGCCCGAGCCCGUUAGAAGCGCUCGCCGCGACAGGAGAAACUUAAUAAUUAAAAAGAAGCCAGCUCAGUAGAAUUUUAGAUGUGGCAAUGGCAUCUACUGUAAGCGGUUCAGUUGCCACUACUGCUUCUCGUUUUGCUUUAUUACAAGUUGAAAGCGAUUCAGAGUCUGGAAAAGGAGGAAGAAGCCAAGGUGCCAGUAAGUGUCGGGCUUCAGGGGUGAGACCAACUAUGAGUGAGAAAAAAAAGAAAAGGAGAAAAAAGAAAGAACAGCAGCAGAGUGAGGCCAAUGAGCUCAGAAACCUUGCUUUUAAAAAGAUUCCUCAGAAAUCCUCACAUAGAAGCUGUCUAUCUCAGCACGAACAAAACCUACACACUGCAAUACAGAAGGACUCUCAGGAAGAAAACUGGCAGAAGUGGAGACAAAGAGAUGAGCAGCUGACAUCUGAAAUGUUUGAAGCUGAUCUUGAAAAAGCAUUACUGCUCAGCACACUGGAAUAUGAAGAGCACAAAAAGGUACAUGAAAAUGUUGAAAAUACUUCACCUCAGUCAAAGGCUGUGAAUAAGAAAGAGAAAAAAAAACAAGGAAAAGACAAACCUCUUCCUGUGACUCUGAAAAGCUUUCAGCCAGACAAUAAUAUAGAUCACAUUGCUAAAAAACAUGAGGAACAGAAUUCUUUCCAGUCUUCAUUGCGUGAUGGAGGAUUUUUCAACAGGCUGGAAGAUGAUAUUCACAGAAUACUUGAAAGAGAGAAAAGGAGAGUCCAUUUUAUUGGUUGCAGCGAAGCAGAUAACUGCACACCUGAUGAACACAACCAGGAGUGGGCUUUGAGAGAUGGAAAAAUGGAACAACUGAAACUUGAGCUUGAAAAGAAAGAUGCAGAAAUUGAGCAACUAAAGAAUACAGUAACUCAGUGGGAGGCAAAGUAUAAAGAGGUAAAAGCAAGAAAUGCAAAGCUUCUGAAGGUGAUGCAAGAAGUUGAAAUGAAAGACAAAGCGGAAAUACUCUUACAGGCUGACGAAUCUCAAAUUCUCAAAAAUGAAUUGACGUUACAGGUAACUAGACUUCAUGCUGCAUUAGAGCAAGAAAGAUCCAAAGUGAAACUACUGCAGGCAGAAUUAACAAAAUAUCAGAAGGGGAAAAAAUGGAAAAGCCAGACAGAACCUAAACAGUGCAGGACAUCAUGAAAUUCAACAAGGCCAAAUGCAACGUCCUGCAUCUGGAUUGAUUGAGGCAAUCCUCAGUAUCAACACAGACUGUGUCAUGAAGAGACUGAGAGCAGCCCUGGCUAGAAAGACUUGGGGGUCCUGGUGGAUGCAAAGCUGGCCAUGAGCCACCAGUGCGCGCUCACAGCCCAAAAGGCCAGUUGUAUCCUGGGCUGCAUCAAGAGAAGUGUAGCCAGCGCGUUCAGGAAGGUGAUUCUGUCCCUCUGCUCCACUCUCUGAGGUGAGACCUCAGCUGGAGUACUGCUCCCAGCUCUGGAGCCCACAGCACAAGGAAGGACAUGGAGCUGUUGGGAGUGCUGCGACGGGCGAGGGAAGCAAGCGGACGACUCAAUAUGAGUGAUAAAGCGAGCUUCCACUUUAUUCAAAAUCAACCCGGAUUAUAUAUCUUAACAUUCAAAAGAUGCUUUGUUAUGACCUCUACAUGAUUAGUUACUAAAAUUAUUUGUCCUGUUGAUUCAUUGUUGCUAUGCUGUUACUUUCGAGCUCUGUUUAUCUUCUUGCAGUUACAUUGCAGUUACAGUUGGGCUCAGUGUUCCAUCCUGUUUCAUUGAGAAAGAUCCACUUGUCCCUCAGAAGUUUCUUCUUAGAGGUUCCUCCUUGCAUGCUUACUGUUUUUUCAGUCCGUACCCACACUCAGAGUUUAACAAGGUUUCCAUUUAUACAAUACCUGUCUCACAAAGCUUUUCCAUUGAAUCAUGUCCUUGUUCACUUAACCAUUCCUCAAUCCAUUUCUCAACAUUCUCAUGUCCUUGUUCACUUAACCAUUUCCCAGCAUAGUGCGUCCAGAGGAGGGCCACAGAAAUGAUCAUUAAGGGCUGGAGCACCUCUCCUAAGAGGCCAGGCUGAGAGAGUUGGGGUUGUUUGAUCUGGAGAAGAGAAGGCUCCAGGGAGACCUUAUUGCAGCCUUCCAGUAUACAAAGGGAGCUUAUAAGAAAGACUUUUUAAUAGGGCCUGUAGUGACAGCAUAAGGGUCAAUGGUUUUAAACUGAAAGAGGGCAGAUUUAAAUUGGACAUAAGAAGAAAUUUUUUACAAUGUAAGUGGUGAGGCAGUGGAACUGAUUGCCAAGAGAAGUUGUGGAUUCUCCCUUCCUGAAAGUGUUCAAGACCAGGUUGGUGGGGCUUCAAGCAACCUGAUCUUGUGAAAGAUGACACUGUGUAUGGCAGGGAAGUUGGAAAUAGGUAUUUAAAGGUCUCUUCCAACUCAAAGCAUCCUAUGAUUCUUCAAUUCUAUUAUCUGUUAUUCUUCAUACCUACACGGAAUUCAGCUGUGAAAUGUAGAAGCUGACAUAUGCAACUACCUUGUAAAAAGAGUUUUCUGACCUGCUGGCUUUGAAAAGUGCCAUGUGUCAUUCUGCAGAACUUAGCUAGUAAUAAGUUAUUUCUCUUGUGCUGAGAGGCAAAGCUCCGAACAUUCUUUUUCUUCCAUGUUAACUGUCAGUGAAUGCAAAUGCAGAAUUGUUUGUGCAGCACCGAAUGUAGUACUAAAUCCCGGGACCUUAUUUAUUUUGGGUUUGUUGCUGAAGUGGAUCAUUACAGAAGUAUGAGUAGGAGCUGGCUAACUAGAAAAUCUCCAUCAGUUAUCUCAGAAAUCAGCAGAGAACACUGAAGCUGGAGGAAAAGAAGUUGGAGAAGAGACUAAGGAGACAGAGCAAAAUACCAGUGGAUCUGAAACGGAAGUCUUAACUAAGCCUUUUUUUGAACACAAUGUAUCAAUAAGCAAUUUCCAAAGGAACUUACCAGUGAAAACAGCACUUCACUGUGAUGCAGGGGAGGAAAGCAGGAAAAAACCUCUAUCAGUAAAGAUACUAUGAAUCUGUGAAGCUUUUAUAGUUAGCAGUGGAAUAAGACUUUUCUAAGAAAUUGGACACUGUAGCUAAUGGUCUGCAAUCCUUCAAAUUUCAUCAUAAUAAUUCUGGAAGUCUUCUUGUAGCUCUAUCCUGCUUGUCUAUCCUGCUUCUUAGGGGGUUUGGUGCGUGCGUUUGUUGUUUUUUUUCCUUCUAUCUUGUUAUUAGUGUGAUUCAAGCUAAAACUCCUUUAUUUGGGGAUAUGGUGUGUUUCUUCAUUUUCUGCUGCAUCACAGGAAAUAUUUACCAGAACAAGACCAAGACUUUUUUUCUCAUCAAAUAAGUGGUGCCUAUAAAUUCAAGAUGUGACUUCUUUUCCAACAUGUUUGUGUUUGCAAGCAAUUUUGAAUUAGGAAAUCUAGAAUAUACAGCUUUUCACAAAAUCUAAUCUGUCUGUUUCAAGGUGUCAUUAAAUCACUAAAUUACAUUUAGAAUGGAUAAUUCAAUGUUCUAUUGCUUCAGCUGUCUGGAAGCUAAAACCAAAAAUGAUUGACUACCUGCUAUCCUGUAAAUUUGUCUUCCUCUUUAAGUUUUAAUUUGACUAUCCUACCUAUUUGACAUAAGGUUGUUUUGUUUUCUUUCAGAAUUGUCAGUAAAAGCUUGCAUACAAGUCCAAACACUGUGAAACUAACCUGUGUUGUUCCAAGCUGCUAUAGAGUUUGACAUAAAUGAAAAUAAAUUUGUAUAAUGCUUGCUGAUUAACAACAAAAGGAAUUAUAUUAAAAUGAAACAGAAGUUGUAUUCCAAAACUGCAUGUUCGUGUCCGCAUAAAAAGCUCAUUCUGGUUUUAAGUGCUAAAGAACUAGAAACACAUUUCUAAUUUGAGCAAUGGUGAGUACAGUCCUCUGUUCAACACCACUCCCUUCUUUGCUCACCACUUGGUGUAUUAGGUGGCCCAGUAUAAAUUACACAGAAAUUCUUCCAUCAGCUGGUUUGUUCUCCACUAUGUCACUCUUAAUUAUAAAUUUUUGUAUGACUCCUGAAAAAAAAAAAAUUUAUUUUCUCAUAUCUAGUUCCUUUUACAUUUGCAAUAACUGCUAUUUUUAUUUAUAGCAGUUUCACGAGAGAUACUCCCAGUAUGUUUUCUUCUGAAAAAAUCAGCAAUUGUCUUGCUACUAUACUUUCCCACAAGGAGUGCACUUUAGACUGUGAGCGUAUGUAACUUGGCUGUAACCUGUUUUGUGAUUCUGAUUUCCUGUACCAGUCUUCAGCAGUAUUCUGUAUCUGUCCUAGUUGCUUUGAAACAUGUAAAUUGUGUAUGUGGCAACACAAUAAACUCCUUUUUUAAGAAAAAAGUUCAUUUAAAAAAAAAGUAGAAAAUUAUCAGAAUCCCAUAGCCAUAGGUGAGAAAGCCUGAAUAAACAAAAGAAAGAGAAAAAGGCUCCUAUUUACUGAACAUUACAAAUAGUUUAAACGGCUUAGGUUCUGUACUACCUUUGAAGUAGGCAGUUAAAGCAACACUUUGGAUACAAGUUUUCCAUUCUGAAAUUAGGAAUAUUAAUUAAUUUUAGGGGAAAAAAAGCUGAA
Molecule: messenger RNA, 4633 nt
Organism: Cuculus canorus (common cuckoo)
Lineage: Eukaryota; Metazoa; Chordata; Aves; Cuculiformes; Cuculidae
Gene: GKAP1
Product: G kinase anchoring protein 1
Exons: 13
Coding region: 126-1223 (365 amino acids)
Biological process (GO): signal transduction
Cellular component (GO): Golgi apparatus
Source: RefSeq, a predicted model, not a curated record